This is a messenger RNA of Rotaria sp. Silwood1, 375 nucleotides long. Lineage: Eukaryota; Metazoa; Rotifera; Eurotatoria; Philodinida; Philodinidae. The record is from the annotation of a GenBank genome assembly.
AUGUAUGUUUUCAACUUUUAUUGUCACUUUUUAUGGUUUAACAUCCUUGCUUACUCUAUUCCUGCAAUACAUCUUUUUCAUGGCAACCAUGCAACCGUCAAUGACGUCAACAAAGAAUUGCAUACACCAUUACGUUCGCGACAUCGUCGAGGGUCAUUUACUUUAUUUAAUCCGUUUAGUGAAGUUAAUGCACCCGAAUAUAUUGCACGGGAUCAAGGAACAUUCAUCAUGAGCGAUACCAAUGCUCGUCGACAUCUUUCAACAGGUAGUUGGUUAGGACUUGUAAAAAAUCAAACAGGCCGUGUCAUUGAAGGUGCUACAGAUCUUGUACUUACACCAGUUCAUUGGCUUGCACAUAUGCGCGAGUACUGGUAA